CCCUUCCCCGGUGCCGGCCCCCGCCCCGCCGGGCCAUGGAGCUCAUCGAGCUGCGGGAGCUGCAGCCGGAGCCGCGCCCGGGCCGCGGCCGCCUGGAACGGACCAACGCGCUGCGCAUCAGCCCGGCCCGAAGAACCGGCCCCGGCGCCCACCCCGACCCGCGGCUGACGGCGGCACCGGGCACCGGGCACCGCUUCGAGCCCCGGCGCCGCGGGCUCCACACCUGGUGCGACCUCUGCGGGGACUUCGUCUGGGGCGGCGGCAGGAAGAGCCUCCAGUGCCGCCACUGCAGCUUCACCUGCCACUACCGGUGCCGGGCCCUGGUGCGGUUGGACUGCAGUGGGCCCCCGGGUGCUGGUGACGAGGACGAUGGCAGCGAGCAGGCACUGGAGAAGGACACCAACGUGGAUGAGCCCAGCGAGUGGGAGAAGGCAGAGUUGGACCAGGCGCAGGUGGAGCAGCGGAUCAAGGAGUACAACAGCCAGAUCAACAGCAACCUCUUCAUGAGCCUGAACAAGGAUGGCUCCUACACUGGCUUCAUCAAGGUGCAGCUGAAGCUGGUGCGCCCUGUCUCAGUGCCAGCCACCAAGCGGGUCCCUGUGCUGCAGACGGGGCGGUCGGGGCCGCACACGCAGGGGGUGAAGCGCCGCACAUCCUUCUACCUGCCCAAGGGCACCGUGAAGCACCUGCACAUCCUCUCCCACACGCGUGCCAGCGAGGUCAUCGAUGCUCUCCUCCGCAAGUUCACCGUCAUCGACAACCCCCGCAAGUUCGCCCUCUUUGAGAGGUCUGAGAAGGAUGAACAAGUGUACCUACGAAAGCUGGCUGACGAGGAGCAGCCCCUGCGGCUGCGGCUGCUGGCCGGCCCCAGCGAGAAGGUGCUGAGCUUUGUCCUGAAGGAGAACGAGACCGGGGAGGUGAACUGGGAUGCGUUCACGCUACCGGAGCUGCACAACUUCCUGCGCAUCCUGCAUCGGGAGGAGGAGGAGCACGUCCGUCAGCUGCGGCACCGCUACGCCCGCUGCCGACAGAAGAUGCAGGAGGCCCUGGCCGCACACACCCCAGGGUGACGCUGCCGCCUGCGCUGGGGGUCAGGCAGCACACUGGACACCCUCGCCCGCCGGCGGGUGGGGGCACCGGGAGGGGGGUGGAGGGGGACACCCCAUGUCCCACCGCAGAGGCCGCCAUGGGGCUGGCGCACGCAGUGGGGGUCCUCGGGAGGAGGAAGUGUCACUGGGGGAGCGGGGCGUUGAGCACCAAUAAAAGCACGUGGUGAGGAG
This is a messenger RNA of Melopsittacus undulatus (budgerigar), 1280 nucleotides long. RefSeq names its product Ras association domain family member 1 (gene RASSF1). NCBI's taxonomy places the organism in Eukaryota, Metazoa, Chordata, Aves, Psittaciformes, Psittaculidae. The coding region runs from base 36 to 1070 and encodes 344 amino acids. Gene Ontology annotation, biological process: Ras protein signal transduction. The record is from RefSeq and is a predicted model, not a curated record. Gene Ontology annotation, cellular component: nucleus; microtubule cytoskeleton. The transcript has 6 exons.